Molecule: messenger RNA, 1388 nt
Organism: Momordica charantia (bitter melon)
Lineage: Eukaryota; Viridiplantae; Streptophyta; Magnoliopsida; Cucurbitales; Cucurbitaceae
Gene: SBH2
Product: sphingoid base hydroxylase 2
Biological process (GO): lipid biosynthetic process
Molecular function (GO): iron ion binding; oxidoreductase activity
Source: RefSeq, a predicted model, not a curated record
UAAAAAAACGACGUAGUUUGAUUCUUCUCGAUCUCCAUCCUCUCUCUUCCAUGAUUCGUACCACUUCCACAGAUUUUUCUUUGUUUUUUCUGAAAACCCUAGCUCUAAGCAUUUUCCUUUCCUUUCCUUCUUCUUCUUCUUCUUCAUUGAUUUUGGGCGUUGUUUCAAUUUUCUUUCUGUAGAGAAGGCCAGUGUGGGAAGGUCGUCCCUACUCUCCUUUCCCAUUAUAGGAAUUGGAUUUGGGAUUCCCUUCCUGCUCUUUCUCAGCCCGGCUGAUAAUUUUUCGGGAGCUGCGAUUUGGGGUUUUAGGGGAUAUUUGAUUCCUAAUGCAAUUCCGGCUUUCUUUGGGCUGAAUAUUUGAUCGGCUGGAGUUGGACGUCAUUUUCCAAGAUGGGUAUUGUAAUAUCUGAUCAAUUUUUGGGUACUUUUGUUCCAAUUGUGGUUUAUUGGGUAUAUUCUGGAAUUUAUAUUCUUCUCGGUUCAUUUGAGAACUAUCGGUUGCACUCUAAGAAAGAUGAGCUGGAGAAGAACUUAGUGUCCAAAAGCACUGUGGUUGGAGGCGUUUUUCUUCAACAGAUUAUUCAGGCAAUCGUUGCGAUCCUCUUGUUCAAGGUGACUGGAAAUGAUGGGGAGGUUGCUUCAGGUCCAAAACCUUGGCUAACAAUCAUAGUUCAGUUUAUCGUUGCAAUGCUGGUGUUGGACACUUGGCAAUACUUUAUUCACAGAUAUAUGCAUCAGAAUAAGUUCUUAUACAAGCACGUCCAUUCCCAGCAUCACCGGUUGGUUGUACCUUAUGCAUUUGGAGCUUUAUACAACCACCCGUUGGAGGGUCUCCUCCUUGACACAAUCGGCGGGGCUUUAUCUUUUCUCAUUUCCGGGAUGUCACCUCGAGUAGCCAUCUUUUUCUUUUCAUUUGCCACCAUCAAAACAGUGGAUGACCAUUGUGGAUUAUGGCUUCCUGGAAACCUUUUCCAUGUGUUCUUCAGAAACAAUUCUGCUUAUCAUGAUGUCCACCACCAGCUAUAUGGCAGUAAGUAUAACUUCUCACAGCCGUUUUUUGUUACGUGGGAUAGAAUAUUUGGCACCUAUAUGCCUUACUCAUUAGAGAAGAGAGCAGGGGGUGGUUUCGAGGCGCGAGUUAAGGAGGAUUAGUUGUUCGUUAGGAAGCAUAUAUUAUUUGCCUCAGUGUUAAUUUUUUCUCUUCCUAUUAGCCACCCACCACACUGUUAAAUUUGUAUCAUACGUCUAUUCUUGUGUCUUACACUAUUUUCUGGAAGUCUAACUAGCUGAAUCGUGUUGUGAUUGAACUUUUCUUUCCUCUCUUUUCCCCUUUCUUUUACCUACUUCCUGUGAACAGAGAAGAACCCCUAUGAUUUUUUUUCUCUUUU